GAGGAGGAUGAGCGCCGGGGCGCUCCCGGGAAGGAGGCAGAGCUCCCCCAGCAGCGCCCCGGCAGCGAUGAGCCGGAGCCCCCCGGCCCCCCAGCAGCCCAGCCCGGCCUCCUCCAGGCCCAGGACAUCCUUCCUCAUCCAAGACAUCCUCUGGGAUGGGGCGGAGCGCGGAGCGCGGCUGGACAGGGGCAGGAGCAGAGGCUUUGGCAGCGCCGGGAAUGGGGAGAGCGGAGCGGCCCCGGCCGACGGGAGGGAGGGCGGCUCCGACCCCGGGAACCACCCCGGGAGCCCCCAUCCCACGGGAGCAUCCCACGGCACAGGCACAGCCCGGGAAGAGGACACAGGUGAGGGCUGCGAGCUCCUGCUGGAGCCGGCGGGCUGGGAAUGGGGCAGGGAAUGGAUCGGGAAUGGCUGGGCUGGGAUUAGGGAAUGGAUCGGGAAUGGAUCAGGAAUGUCUCUGAUGAGGUCAGGGAAUGGAUCGGGAAUGGAUCAGGAAUAUGCCCCUGUGCAGAGUUACCUGGCGGGGUGUGACCCCCCCCUGCCCGCCUCCCCUCGCCCCCCCAAGCCCCCCAAGCGCUCCCGGGCCGCCUUCUCUCACAGCCAGGUCAUCGAGCUGGAGAGGAAAUUCAGCCACCAGAAAUACCUGUCGGCCCCCGAGAGAGCCCACCUGGCCCGGAACCUGCAGCUCACCGAGACGCAGGUGAAGAUCUGGUUCCAGAACCGCAGGUACAAGACCAAGAGGAAACAGGUGACGGCGGAGCUGGCGCGCUCGGACACUGCCCUGGCCGGGCACAAGGGGCACCCGGAGCUGCCGGGGGCAUCGCUGCUCGCCCUCAGGGCCACCUGGCCCUACCUGCCCUGCCUCUACUACCUGCACGGCUGGAGCCCCUCCUGGUAGCAACAGCUUUUUUUUCUUUCUUUUUUUC
Messenger RNA from Pipra filicauda (Wire-tailed manakin), 926 nucleotides. It is a transcript of the gene NKX3-1, whose product is annotated as NK3 homeobox 1. The transcript has 2 exons. NCBI's taxonomy places the organism in Eukaryota, Metazoa, Chordata, Aves, Passeriformes, Pipridae. Gene Ontology annotation, biological process: cell differentiation; regulation of transcription by RNA polymerase II. The record is from RefSeq and is a predicted model, not a curated record. Gene Ontology annotation, cellular component: nucleus. Gene Ontology annotation, molecular function: RNA polymerase II cis-regulatory region sequence-specific DNA binding; DNA-binding transcription factor activity, RNA polymerase II-specific. Bases 8 to 898 code for a protein of 296 amino acids.